AUGGUUUUCAACAACAUUAUCAGCAUUGUGCUUGCCGUCCAUAAAAGGCUGCAUUCAAUAGUUAUCCUAUUUCUGUCCAUUCCCCAUGACUGGAGCACAGAGCGCUCCCUGCCCCUGGGCACUGGGCUGAGCUUGGGUAAACUGGGGGCUGCCGCCACGGAGAGAGCACAGGAACCCCCCUUGGGCCCGCCGUGUCCCUUCGACGGGGACUUUUGGACUCGGAGACCCCCCCACGCCCCCCAGCGGGGGUGCUUCGCUUGCAUCUCCAAGACGCCUCCCGUGCAGCAAGGGUCGCCCGCCCUGGCUCCCUCUUCUGCUGUUUGCCUCAUGGAGACCAAGAGCUGCAAAGGGGAUAGCCUACGGGCGCCUCUCCAAUGCAAACACUCCGUCGAGAAGAAGACGAUGACGAAUCCCACCACGGUGAUCGAGAUCUACCCGGACACCACCGAGGUGAACGAUUACUAUCUGUGGUCCAUCUUCAACUUUGUAUACCUCAAUUUCUGCUGCCUGGGUUUCAUCGCCUUGGCUUAUUCUCUGAAA
Gekko japonicus is the source of this 540-nucleotide messenger RNA. RefSeq names its product interferon induced transmembrane protein 10 (gene IFITM10). The record is from RefSeq and is a predicted model, not a curated record. The annotation marks the transcript as partial. The transcript has 3 exons. NCBI's taxonomy places the organism in Eukaryota, Metazoa, Chordata, Lepidosauria, Squamata, Gekkonidae. Gene Ontology annotation, cellular component: plasma membrane.